AUGACGGGCUCGCGGUCGCGGCAGCUCGUCCUCCUGGUUGACCAGUCCGGCAAAGGCGACCAUAGGAGGAUCCAGGACGCCAUCGAUGCGGCACCGGCGGCGAGCAACAACGGCGGCUCAUCCGCCGGCGGCAGCGUCGUCAUCCGGAUCAGGCCCGCAGUAGAGAAAGUGGUGGUGGACAAGCCUUACAUAACUCUUGUGGGCACGAGCGCCAGCUCGACCGUCAUCACCUGGAACGAGUCCUGGGUGGCCUCUGAGAGCCCGACAGUAUCCGUGCUAGCCUCCGACUUCAUCGCCAAGCGCUUAGCGUUCCAGAACACGUUCGGGACUAGCGGGCCGGCAGUCGCCAUGAGGGUCGCCGGAGACAGGGCGGCGUUCUACGGGUGCAGGUUCGUGUCGUUCCAGGACACGCUCCUGGACGACAUGGGCCGCCAUUACUACCGUGGCUGCUACGUCCAAGGGGGCACCGACUUCAUCUUCGGCAAUGGCAAGGCUCUGUUCGAUAAGUGCCACCUCCACUCCGUCUCGCCGGCCGGCGGCGCGUUCACGGCGCAUGAACGGUCGUCGGAGUCGGUGGACACCGGGUUCAGUUUCGUCGGGUGCAAGCUGACGGGGCUCGGGGUCGGCACGUCCAUCCUGGGCCGACCCUGGGGUCCCUACUCCCGCGUCGUCUUCGCGCUCAGCUACAUGUCCAGCACGGUGAGGCCCCAGGGCUGGGACGACUGGAGCGACGCUGACAAACAGAGACAGAGGACCGCGUUCUACGGGCAGUACCAGUGCUACGGGGAAGGCUCCAAAACUGACGGAAGAGUUGCGUGGUCUCACCAACUGUCGCAGGCUGAAGCUGCACCGUUCAUCACCAAGGUUUGGGUUGGUGGACAGGAGUGGCUUCGGUAG
Miscanthus lutarioriparius is the source of this 897-nucleotide messenger RNA. The record is from the annotation of a GenBank genome assembly. Lineage: Eukaryota; Viridiplantae; Streptophyta; Magnoliopsida; Poales; Poaceae.